Hydractinia symbiolongicarpus is the source of this 1380-nucleotide messenger RNA. RefSeq names its product RNA-editing ligase 1, mitochondrial-like. Bases 170 to 1180 code for a protein of 336 amino acids. The record is from RefSeq and is a predicted model, not a curated record. The transcript has 6 exons. Lineage: Eukaryota; Metazoa; Cnidaria; Hydrozoa; Anthoathecata; Hydractiniidae.
AGUAAAACAUUUCUCGCUGUUUUGCAGCGUAUAUGAACGUCUCACUGUAUAUUGCAGCGUAAAACCAAAGAAAAAACUCUGAAGUAAGAAGUUAAAUAAGAACGUUUUGUGACAAAGAAAAUAUACAAAAAUGGCAGAUCAAUAAUUGCAUUUUACAGAAUAUGAGAAAAUGAACAAUAAUUUCUCGAAGUUCGAAGAUACAACGAAGUUCUCUAAAGUUUUGUGGAUGGUGACGGAGAAAAUUCAUGGCGCUAACUUCAGUUUUCAUACAGACGGAAAAACAGUUCGCACAGCCAGAAGACGGGCAUUACUGGAUAGAGGCGAGAACUUUUUUAACUACCUGAGUGGUGACUUUAUGAAGACACAACCAGAAAAAAUGAAUGACGUAUUUAGAGUGGUUUGCAGUUUGUAUCCAGAGAAACAAAUUAUACAAGUGUCUGUGUAUGGAGAGCUGUUCGGAGGCAAAUACAUUGUGAACGGUAAAGCUCUACAUAACGCAGCUAUGACGCCAAUACAACCUCAAAUUCAAUACAGUCCGAACAUUGAAUGGAACGCAUACGAUAUCUCCUACAGAACUAAACAAGAGCCAGAUCAACAGGCAUAUGUUGAUGGCGAUGAAGCAUUAAAGAUUUUUGAUGAUCUUGGCAUCCUAUACAUCAAACCUCUUUUCAUUGGACCAAUGAAUGAGGCGCUGAAUUAUGGGCUUGGUUUUGAUUCUACUAUACCUGCAAUAUUGAAGUUGCCUCCUUUAGAAAAAGGAACCAACAAGGCUGAGGGGGUUGUCGUGAAGCCGAUAAAAAAUCUAGUUGCUACGGUGAGGGGAGAAGAACAAAGGGUUAUCGUGAAAAUCAAAUUAGCAGAGUUUAUCGAGUUGUGUAACACACCUCAACCUAAAGGAAAGGAAGUGAAAGAACGAUCAUUACAAGCGAAGAUAUUUGACUACGCAAACGAGAUGCGCUUGAUCAGUGCAAUAUCUAAGAUUGGUGCUCCUAAAAAUCCUGAAAUUGAAGAAGAGGUACGCGAAGAAUUUAUGAACGAUGUUUUUGUAGAUGUUAAAGAAAACGAAGCAUUGCAAACACAAUGGGAAAGUGCGGAUGAAGAGACAAAAGUUAAAAUAAAAAACGCAAUGAAGAAUAAAGUGAAUGGGCUCAUCACAAAAUACAAGAAAAAUAAUAGGUGAUAAAAGUUUCACUAGCACACAAAAUAGGAUAUUUUUAAUAACUGCUCAUUAGCCCAUAGAAAAAUCAACAGAUAUUCGCCCGUCGUACUAAUAGCUACCAUUUCGCCUCGCAGAUAAAAAGACAGACGACAGAUUUCCAGCGAAUCACAACUUUUAUAUGUAAAUUUCAAUGCAUUUUAUUAUUUAUAACCUUAUUUCAA